Tribolium castaneum (red flour beetle) is the source of this 2010-nucleotide messenger RNA. RefSeq lists its product as uncharacterized. NCBI's taxonomy places the organism in Eukaryota, Metazoa, Arthropoda, Insecta, Coleoptera, Tenebrionidae. Bases 362 to 1993 code for a protein of 543 amino acids. The transcript is spliced from 5 exons. The record is from RefSeq and is a predicted model, not a curated record.
AUAAAGUUUCCCUUUUUAUCCUUAUGUUGGUCAACAACAAUUAUCUCGCUCUACACAAAUUCUCCUUAUCCACUCAAAUAUCCAAUCACGCACCAAUCAUUAUUCCUGGCAUUUUCAUUACGUUAAUGCAUACGAUGAAUUAACAGUUAGCUCGAGGUGUUAAACAAUAAUCGAACACAUAUUCAACCGCAAAACCAGUACGUGCACAUUUCUCUCGGAAAAAAGCCUCUACCGGUUGUGAUAAAAAUACGUGCUGUAGUAAACUCGAGUGUCGUUCAAAUUUGUGAUAAUUACUAUCAAUUCUUUACAUAUCACCGUCUGACCUGAAUGCAAAAUUCAAUCGAUCGCAUAAAAAAACAGUAUGCACAAAUACAACAAACUUUUGAUUUUAUUCCCCCUGUUUGCCACAAUUCGCGCAAGUGAGCGUCCGAACGUGAUUUUUAUCCUUGCGGACGAUUUGGGAUGGAACGACGUCGGUUUUCACGGUUCGGGUCAAAUCCCGACGCCCAACAUCGACGCAUUGGCUUACUCGGGCCUCAUCCUCCAAAACUAUUACGUCACUCCGAUUUGCACCCCCUCCCGGAGCGCCCUAAUGACCGGAAAAUACCCCAUCCACACCGGAAUGCAGCACACUGUGCUCUUCGGUGCAGAACCCCGGGGGUUGCCCCUCACGGAGAAAAUCCUCCCGGAAUAUUUAAGAGAGUUAGGGUACACUAACCGGCUCGUGGGGAAAUGGCAUUUAGGGUCAUACACGAAGGAAUAUACGCCGCUUUACCGCGGUUUUGACUCACAUUUGGGCUAUUGGACCGGUCAUCAGGAUUAUUACGACCACACUGCUGUCGAAAACCCGGGUUGGGGGUUCGAUAUGAGGAGGAAUAUGGACUUGGCGUACGACCUACACGGACAAUAUUCCACCGAUGUUUUUACGCAAGAAGCGGUCAAAAUUAUAGAAAAUCACAAUACGACUAAUCCGCUUUUUCUCUACUUGGCUCACGUUGCUGUGCAUUCUGCCAACCCUUACAACCCCUUACCGGCGCCUGACGAAACGGUGGAGAAGUUCUCAAACAUCCCCAGUUACAAGAGACAGAGAUUUGCGGCAAUGUUAUCAAAGCUGGACGAUUCCGUCGGUGCUGUGGUCGAAAGCCUUUCAAAGAGAAAGAUGUUGGAAAACUCCAUUAUCAUUUUCUCGACUGAUAACGGGGGCGCAGCCGCUGGUUUUAACUUAAAUGCGGCAUCGAAUUUCCCUCUAAGAGGGGUCAAAAACACGGUUUGGGAGGGCGGCGUCCGAGGGGCAGGCUUAUUGUGGAGCCCCCUCAUCAAACAACCCCAACGAGUGGCCCAACAAUUCAUGCACAUCAGUGAUUGGUUGCCGACUUUGUUAAGUGCAGUCGGGGCUAAUUCAAGUUUAAAAAACAUUGAUGGGCUUGAUCUCUGGGAGUCCUUAUCUCAAGAUAAGAACUCGCCCCGAAGUGAGAUUUUACACAACAUUGACGAUAUUUACGGAAAUGCUGCUUUGACAGUCGGGGCUUGGAAACUUGUCAAAGGAACAACGUACAAUGGGGCUUGGGACGGUUGGUACGGGCCGUCCGGCCGUGAUUACACCUACGACGUGUCGUUAGUUGUAAAUUCUCCAACUGGAGUUGCUUUAAAAUCGAUCAAUAUGUCGUUAGUUCCUGAUGAAAUAACAAAGUUGAGAAAUGCGUCCCGGAUUGAUUGUGCGACGGAUCAGCCGAUACCGUGCAAACCACUCGAAGAAACGUGUUUGUUUAACGUAAUCCAGGAUCCUUGCGAAUUGAGAAACCUUGCCAAAGAGAAUCCGAAAAUCGUGAUGAACUUGGAGGAGACGCUUAAUAAAUAUAAUAAUACAGCUCUUCCACCUGGAAAUUUGCCCCUGGAUCCGAGAGGCAACCCGAAAUAUUGGAACAACACCUGGACGAAUUUCGGGGAUUAUAUCAAGGAAAAGAGUUCAUUGUAUCGAGUGGAAAUUUUGUAAUAAAAAUGUUUGUACAA